ACCUCUCAAGCAGCCAGCGCCUGCCUGAAUCUGUUCUGCCCCCUCCCCACCCAUUUCACCACCACCAUGACACCGGGCACCCAGUCUCCUUUCUUCCUGCUGCUGCUCCUCACAGUGCUUACAGCUACCACAGCCCCUAAACCCGCAACAGUUGUUACGGGUUCUGGUCAUGCAAGCUCUACCCCAGGUGGAGAAAAGGAGACUUCGGCUACCCAGAGAAGUUCAGUGCCCAGCUCUACUGAGAAGAAUGCUGUGAGUAUGACCAGCAGCGUACUCUCCAGCCACAGCCCCGGUUCAGGCUCCUCCACCACUCAGGGACAGGAUGUCACUCUGGCCCCGGCCACGGAACCAGCUUCAGGUUCAGCUGCCACCUGGGGACAGGAUGUCACCUCGGUCCCAGUCACCAGGCCAGCCCUGGGCUCCACCACCCCGCCAGCCCACGAUGUCACCUCAGCCCCGGACAACAAGCCAGCCCCGGGCUCCACCGCCCCCCCAGCCCACGGUGUCACCUCGGCCCCGGACACCAGGCCGGCCCCGGGCUCCACCGCCCCCCAAGCCCACGGUGUCACCUCGGCCCCGGACACCAGGCCGGCCCCGGGCUCCACCGCCCCCCCAGCCCACGGUGUCACCUCGGCCCCGGACACCAGGCCCGCCCCGGGCUCCACCGCCCCCCCAGCCCACGGUGUCACCUCGGCCCCGGACACCAGGUCCGCCCCGGGCUCCACCGCGCCCGCAGCCCACGGUGUCACCUCGGCCCCGGACACCAGGUCGGUCCCGGGCUCCACCGCCCCCCAAGCCCACGGUGUCACCUCGGCCCCGGACACCAGGCCGGCCCCGGGCUCCACCGCCCCCCCAGCCCACGGUGUCACCUCGGCCCCGGACACCAGGCCGGCCCCGGGCUCCACCGCCCCCCAAGCCCACGGUGUCACCUCGGCCCCGGACACCAGGCCGGCCCCGGGCUCCACCGCCCCCCCAGCCCACGGUGUCACCUCGGCCCCGGACACCAGGCCCGCCCCGGGCUCCACCGCCCCCCCAGCCCACGGUGUCACCUCGGCCCCGGACACCAGGCCCGCCCCGGGCUCCACCGCGCCCGCAGCCCACGGUGUCACCUCGGCCCCGGACACCAGGCCGGCCCCGGGCUCCACCGCCCCCCAAGCCCACGGUGUCACCUCGGCCCCGGACACCAGGCCGGCCCCGGGCUCCACCGCCCCCCCAGCCCACGGUGUCACCUCGGCCCCGGACACCAGGCCGGCCCCGGGCUCCACCGCCCCCCAAGCCCACGGUGUCACCUCGGCCCCGGACACCAGGCCGGCCCCGGGCUCCACCGCCCCCCCAGCCCACGGUGUCACCUCGGCCCCGGACACCAGGCCGGCCCCGGGCUCCACCGCCCCCCCAGCCCACGGUGUCACCUCGGCCCCGGACACCAGGCCGGCCCCGGGCUCCCCCCCCCCCCCAGCCCACGGUGUCACCUCGGCCCCGGAGAGCAGGCCGGCCCCGGGCUCCACCGCGCCCGCAGCCCACGGUGUCACCUCGGCCCCGGAGAGCAGGCCGGCCCCGGGCUCCACCGCGCCCGCAGCCCACGGUGUCACCUCGGCCCCGGAGAGCAGGCCGGCCCCGGGCUCCACCGCCCCCCCAGCCCACGGUGUCACCUCGGCCCCGGACACCAGGCCGGCCCCGGGCUCCACCGCCCCCCCAACCCACGGUGUCACCUCGGCCCCGGACACCAGUCCCGCCCCGGGCUCCACCGCCCCCCCAGCCCACGGUGUCACCUCGGCCCCGGACACAAGGCCCGCCCCGGGCUACACCGCGCCCGCAGCCCACGGUGUCACCUCGGCCCCGGACACCAGGCCGGCCCCGGGCUCCACCGCCCCCCAAGCCCACGGUGUCACCUCGGCCCCGGACACCAGGCCGGCCCCGGGCUCCACCGCCCCCCCAGCCCACGGUGUCACCUCGGCCCCGGACACCAGGCCGGCCCCGGGCUCCACCGCCCCCCCAGCCCACGGUGUCACCUCGGCCCCGGACACCAGGCCGGCCCCGGGCUCCACCGCCCCCCCAGCCCACGGUGUCACCUCGGCCCCGGAGAGCAGGCCGGCCCCGGGCUCCACCGCGAGAGCAGCCCACGGUGUCACCUCGGCCCCGGAGAGCAGGCCGGCCCCGGGCUCCACCGCCCCCCCAGCCCACGGUGUCACCUCGGCCCCGGACACCAGGCCGGCCCCGGGCUCCACCGCCCCCCCAGCCCACGGUGUCACCUCGGCCCCGGACACCAGGCCGGCCCCGGGCUCCACCGCCCCCCCAGCCCACGGUGUCACCUCGGCCCCGGACACCAGGCCGGCCCCGGGCUCCACCGCCCCCCCAGCCCACGGUGUCACCUCGGCCCCGGACACCAGGCCGGCCCCGGGCUCCACCGCCCCCCCAGCCCACGGUGUCACCUCGGCCCCGGACACCAGGCCGGCCCCGGGCUCCACCGCCCCCCCAGUCCACGGUGUCACCUCGGCCCCGGACACCAGGCCGGCACCGGGCUCCACCGCCCCCCCAGCCCACGGUGUCACCUCGGCCCCGGACACCAGGCCGGCCCCGGGCUCCACCGCCCCCCCAGCCCACGGUGUCACCUCGGCCCCGGACACCAGGCCGGCCCCGGGCUCCACCGCACCCCCAGCCCACGGUGUCACCUCGGCCCCGGACACCAGGCGGGCCCCGGGCUCCACCCCGGCCCCGGGCUCCACCGCCCCCCCAGCCCACGGUGUCACCUCGGCCCCGGACACCAGGCCGGCCCCGGGCUCCACCGCCCCCCCAGCCCAUGGUGUCACCUCGGCCCCGGACAACAGGCCCGCCUUGGGCUCCACCGCCCCUCCAGUCCACAAUGUCACCUCGGCCUCAGGCUCUGCAUCAGGCUCAGCUUCUACUCUGGUGCACAACGGCACCUCUGCCAGGGCUACCACAACCCCAGCCAGCAAGAGCACUCCAUUCUCAAUUCCCAGCCACCACUCUGAUACUCCUACCACCCUUGCCAGCCAUAGCACCAAGACUGAUGCCAGUAGCACUCACCAUAGCACGGUACCUCCUCUCACCUCCUCCAAUCACAGCACUUCUCCCCAGUUGUCUACUGGGGUCUCUUUCUUUUUCCUGUCUUUUCACAUUUCAAACCUCCAGUUUAAUUCCUCUCUGGAAGAUCCCAGCACCGACUACUACCAAGAGCUGCAGAGAGACAUUUCUGAAAUGUUUUUGCAGAUUUAUAAACAAGGGGGUUUUCUGGGCCUCUCCAAUAUUAAGUUCAGGCCAGGAUCUGUGGUGGUACAAUUGACUCUGGCCUUCCGAGAAGGUACCAUCAAUGUCCACGACGUGGAGACACAGUUCAAUCAGUAUAAAACGGAAGCAGCCUCUCGAUAUAACCUGACGAUCUCAGACGUCAGCGUGAGUGAUGUGCCAUUUCCUUUCUCUGCCCAGUCUGGGGCUGGGGUGCCAGGCUGGGGCAUCGCGCUGCUGGUGCUGGUCUGUGUUCUGGUUGCGCUGGCCAUUGUCUAUCUCAUUGCCUUGGCUGUCUGUCAGUGCCGCCGAAAGAACUACGGGCAGCUGGACAUCUUUCCAGCCCGGGAUACCUACCAUCCUAUGAGCGAGUACCCCACCUACCACACCCAUGGGCGCUAUGUGCCCCCUAGCAGUACCGAUCGUAGCCCCUAUGAGAAGGUUUCUGCAGGUAAUGGUGGCAGCAGCCUCUCUUACACAAACCCAGCAGUGGCAGCCACUUCUGCCAACUUGUAGGGGCACGUCGCCCGCUGAGCUGAGUGGCCAGCCAGUGCCAUUCCACUCCACUCAGGUUCUUCAGGGCCAGAGCCCCUGCACCCUGUUUGGGCUGGUGAGCUGGGAGUUCAGGUGGGCUGCUCACAGCCUCCUUCAGAGGCCCCACCAAUUUCUCGGACACUUCUCAGUGUGUGGAAGCUCAUGUGGGCCCCUGAGGGCUCAUGCCUGGGAAGUGUUGUGGUGGGGGCUCCCAGGAGGACUGGCCCAGAGAGCCCUGAGAUAGCGGGGAUCCUGAACUGGACUGAAUAAAACGUGGUCUCCCACUGCGCCAA
Messenger RNA from Homo sapiens (human), 4070 nucleotides. It is a transcript of the gene MUC1, whose product is annotated as mucin 1, cell surface associated. Gene Ontology annotation, cellular component: plasma membrane; cytoplasm; extracellular region. NCBI's taxonomy places the organism in Eukaryota, Metazoa, Chordata, Mammalia, Primates, Hominidae. The record is from RefSeq and is marked reviewed.